Molecule: messenger RNA, 1099 nt
Organism: Phragmites australis (common reed)
Lineage: Eukaryota; Viridiplantae; Streptophyta; Magnoliopsida; Poales; Poaceae
Product: membrane-anchored ubiquitin-fold protein 3
Exons: 3
Coding region: 342-701 (119 amino acids)
Molecular function (GO): protein binding
Source: RefSeq, a predicted model, not a curated record
CCUCUCACUUUCACAAUCCAUCACCAUGGCUCGAUGCGAAAAACGCAAUUAAAAACUUCUGCUUGGGCGUAUCUGUCAAUACUACGAGAGGAGGAAGCUCACUACCCUAUCUUUCUUUCAUCUCUUCUCCCUCUCUCCCCCCUCUCCUCCCCCACCGAGUCGCCGUCCCCUCGUUUUCACCCCACGCGGAAGCAAGAAUUCUUCGCCAAAAUCCCACCUUGCGCGUGUUUCUGUGGAGUUCUUGGGAUAUAUUUGGUGCUAUGGAAUUCUGAUCCGUGGUUUCGUGGACCUUGGGAGGAGGAGGUGGGGCGUGUGGCCGGCGGCGAUCUGGCGGGGAGGAGAUGGCCGGCGGGAAGGAGCCGAUCGAGGUCAGGUUCCGGCUGUUCGACGGCACGGACAUCGGGCCCAGCAAGUACGACCCUUCCACCACCGUCUCCGCGCUCAAGGAGUUCAUCCUCGCUCGGUGGCCGCAAGCAGAUAAGGAUAUAGCUCCAAAAACUGUCAAUGACUUGAAGCUUAUCAAUGCUGGAAGGAUACUGGAGAAUAACCGGACACUUGCUGAGUCUCGUGUUCCAGUAGGAGAGGUCCCAGGAAGUGUAAUUACAAUGCAUGUGGUAGUACGACCUCCACAAGCUGAUAAGAACAAGAAGCAGCUGGCCAAUUCCCCCAAGCAGAACAGAUGUGGAUGCACCAUACUGUGAUAAGAUGGCUGCUUGAUGCUGUACAAUUUGUGUAGUUCUAGGAUUUUGUAUAUGCUUUGUUGUGUUCACACGAGUGUGAAUUCAUUUUGACAUCCAAUUCUUGAAGCCAUUCAAAUCCUAGAAAUAUAUAUACAAAAUACCCGCAAGUAUGCCUUGGAAUGAAGAUUUCUCGAGGAUGCAUUGUGAUCGUUAUGCUGUAACGAGCGGGAGUUGAGGAUUGGAUGCUUCCUUUUGUACAAAUUGUAAUGUCAAAACGUGAAAUACUUUUCUUUUUCUUUUUCUUUUUUCUAAGUUGACUUUAUAUCGAUUCUUUUUAGCUCCGUUGUUUUGUCUCAUGUAACAGAAAUAUUGUACUCAGAUAUAUGUAACUUGUAAAAGGAGCACUAUUUAUGCUGUCA